AUGUCCGCCGCCACCGCCUCUUCGCCGCAGCCGCCGGAGGCCAUCCGCGGAACCCUCAUCCCCGUCCUGCCCGACGACCUGGCCGUCCAGUGCAUCGCGCUCCUCCCGCGCGCCGCGCACCCAACCCUCGCCCUCGUCUCCCGCGCGCUGCACGCGCUCCUCUGCCUCCACCCGGAGCCCCUCCUCGCCGCCCGGCGCCGCCUCCGCCGCUCCGACCCCCACAUCGUCGUCUCGGUCCGGCCGCCCUACUCCGCGUCCCCUCGCUUCUUCCUGCUGCUGCCGCAUCCCGGGUGGCCCCCUCUGCCUCUCCCCUCCCCCCCGAUCCCCGUCUCCUCCUCCUCGGCCGUCGCCGUCAACGGGCACCGGCUCUACCUCGUCGGCGGAUCCGUGGCCGGGAUCCCCGCUUCGUCGGUGCAGAUCCUGGACACCCGCACCAGAUCCUGGUCCAUCGGCCCGCGCCUCUCCUCCCCGCGGGAGUUCGCUGCCGCCGCGGUCCUUCCCGGUCUGCUAUUCGUCGCCGGAGGCUGUGUUCCGUCGUCCCCAUUCUGGGCCGAGGCUCUCGACCUUGCUUCCCCUUGCGCCAGGUGGUCCACGGUCCCCAGCCCGGACCACCUCCGGGAGAAGUGGAUGCACGGCUGCGUGUCGCUCGCCGGGAAGGUCCUUGCGGUGGCCGACCGCGGCGGCUUGGUCUACCACCCGGCGGCGCCACCUGGUGAGGCGUGGGUGCCGGUCUCCCCGGUCCUUGACAUGGGAUGGAAGGGCCGUGCUGCCGUGGUCGGUGGAAUCCUCUACUCCUACGAUUACAUGGGGCAGGUCAAGGGAUAUGAUCCAGAUACUGAUGCCUGGAACACGGUGGAAGGGUUGGAGAAGGAGCUGCCGAGGUUCCUGUGUGGUGCCACUCUUGCCAAUGUCGGCGGAUUGCUCUACCUGAUCUGGGAAGGGAAGUUGAAAGGGAAAGCUAGUAAUGAAAAAGGCAAAGUGAAGGACUUGGUGAUUGAAUGGGCUACCAUUGAGGUCACGAGGGCCGAAGAGGGGCGGUUAAGUGGGAAGGUAAUAUCCAGGGAUACUGCUGUGUUCACAGACAUGCCGAGGGGUUCUGCGAUCACACAUUGCAUUUCAUUGGAUCUAUGA
Molecule: messenger RNA, 1131 nt
Organism: Triticum turgidum subsp. durum (durum wheat)
Lineage: Eukaryota; Viridiplantae; Streptophyta; Magnoliopsida; Poales; Poaceae
Source: the annotation of a GenBank genome assembly